Molecule: messenger RNA, 4615 nt
Organism: Biomphalaria glabrata
Lineage: Eukaryota; Metazoa; Mollusca; Gastropoda; Planorbidae
Product: alanine aminotransferase 1-like
Exons: 13
Coding region: 12-1535 (507 amino acids)
Biological process (GO): biosynthetic process
Molecular function (GO): L-alanine:2-oxoglutarate transaminase activity; pyridoxal phosphate binding
Source: RefSeq, a predicted model, not a curated record
UUCUAUCCAACAUGAUGUUGCGAUCGUCAACAAAAAUCGUAGGCUUGUCAAACAGACGAUUAUGUAAUGUUGAAUUGCUAGAUAAAAUCUUCAAAAGAUGUAAAGUUUUGACCAUCGACAAUAUGAACCCCCAUGUUAAAAAUAUUGAAUAUGCAGUAAGGGGUCCAAUUGUGAUUCGAGCUGGUGAACUAGAAAAUGAACUGAAACAGGGUGUGAAGAAAAAUUUUACUUGUAUUACACGUGCCAAUAUUGGGGAUUGCCAUGCUACAGGACAAGAACCAUUAACUUUUCUGAGACAGGUUGUAGCUCUCUGUGUUUAUCCUCCUUUGAUGAAAGAUCCAAGCUUUCCGGAUGAUGCCAAGCAACGUGCUGACAGAAUUCUCAAUUCUUGUGGAGGAAGAAGCCUCGGUGCCUACAGUGAUAGUGCGGGUGUUCCUGUCAUAAAAGAAGACGUGGCAAAAUAUAUUGCUGAGAGAGAUGGAAUACCUGCUGACCCAUUGAACAUAUAUUUGUGUGGUGGAGCUAGUGAAGGGAUUAGGAAUGUAAUGAAGCUGUUGAUGACUACGCUGCCUGGAAAGGAAAGAGCUGGCAUCAUGAUUCCUAUCCCUCAGUACCCGCUCUACACAGCGUCCAUUGCUGAAUACAAUGCCGUCCCAAUUGGUUAUUACUUAAAUGAAGCAGACAAAUGGUCACUCAGCGUUGAUGAAUUGAAGCGUGCUAUCACGGAAGCCAAACCCUUUUGUAAACCUAGAGCUAUAUGUAUAAUAAACCCAGGAAACCCAACAGGCCAAGUGUUGACCAGACAAAACAUUGAAGACAUCAUCAAAUUUGCUAAGGAAGAAAAUCUUUUUAUUAUGGCUGAUGAGGUGUAUCAACAUAAUGUGUAUGCAAAGGAUUCAAAGUUUUAUUCUUUCAAAAAAGUGUUGACAGAGUUAGGUCCCCCUUACAGUGAAAUGGAGCUAGCAUCUUUCAUGUCCAUCUCGAAAGGUUACAUGGGAGAGUGUGGUUUCCGUGGAGGCUAUGUUGAAGUGAUCAAUAUGGAUCCAGCUGUUAAGGCCAUGUUGACCAAAGCUAUUUCUGCUAAGUUAUGCUCUGCUGUUACUGGUCAGGCUGCAUUAGAUGUUGUUGUGAACCCACCUAAACCUGGGGAACCUUCUUACCCCCUUUUUAAACAGCAAAAGGAAAAAGUUCUUGGCGACCUUGCAGAAAAAGGACGCAUGACAACAGAAUUGUUCAACUCCAUUCCAGGAAUAUCUUGUAAUCCAGUCCAGGGGGCAAUGUAUGCUUUCCCUAAACUUGACAUUCCAAAGAAGGCUUUAGAAGCAGCCAAGGCCAAAGGCUUAGCCGCUGAUGCAUUUUACUGUUUUGCAUUGUUGGAAGAAACUGGCAUAUGUGUUGUACCAGGCAGUGGAUUUGGCCAGAAAGAAGGGACAUGGCACUUCAGGACCACCAUUUUGCCACCACUGGACCAGUUAGCGGACAUGCUUAAAAAGUUUGAACGCUUCCAUGUCAACUUCAUCCAGAAGUAUUCUUAAAGAAGCCGUGGACCUUAUCCUAACAUUUUUAAACUGCUGUCAACUUUUUUUUUUUAUUUCAGUUGUACUUUACUUUUUUUUAAAGUAAAAAAAACAACACAUUUUUACAUAUAUAUGAGGUGUUCUUUUCAUAUGUGAAUUCCUACUAGACAGUUGACCAGGAUCAUUCUUAUUUAAUUUGAUCCACAUUGCUUACUUACAGUGGCUAAUCUGUUAUGAUCUCAAAGCUCCUCUAGUCUACACUAUGUGUGUAAAUAGCAUCAAUUAUUAUUUUAAUUAUAUUUUUAGUACUUAUGGAUUACUUAACCUCUGUCAUAAGCAAGCCACUUUAAUUUUCUUUUUGCUAGUUCUAUAUCUGAAAUAAACUGCAUACUGUUCUCUAGAUCAGCCAGUUUUCCAUUGAGAGGACCUCAGCUUGCAUUGUCCUAUUUAGAGGCAAGUAGCUAUGUGUUGGCCAUUGCAUUGUCCUAUUCAGAGGCAAGUAGCUAUGUGUUGGCCAUUGCAUUGUCCUAUUUAGAGGCAAGUAGCUAUGUGUUGGCCAUUGCAUUGUACUAUUCAGAGGCAAGUAGCUAUGUGUUGGCCAUUGCAUUGUACUAUUCAGAGGCAAGUAGCUAUGUCUGGCUAUUACAAGUGAAAGAGCCAGUGUGGUCAAUUUGGUUGUUAGUUUUCUUGACAAGAAAUAUCCGGUGCCUUUUUAAAAAUUUCCUUGUGUUAGAAUAGACUACAACCUUUCACCUGACCAUUUUUCAAGAGGCUUUCUUUGUAGUGCUGCCUAUUGUUAAUUGCCUCUCUAUCCCCCUCACUUCUCAAGGCAGAAUUCAUUUCCUUGGUAGAUUAUAUAAGGUCUCUAAUCAUAAGGAUACUGUAUUGCGGAGUCUUACAAUUUGGUUUGUACUGUGUGAAAUCUUUCUUGAUCUGUAUUUUCGUUUGUAUAUUUGGAGAUGAAUUAUGCUUUAGUAAUACAAGAAAUAAUUUGUUCUCCACCUAGGAGGCUCUUAGCUGCUUAGAUCAUGACCAAAAAGGCAUGAACUUGUGGCAUUAAGAAGUCUAAAGCUUCAAAAUAAUAUUUUACUUGCCUGUUUUGUCCAGUAGCAUCAUUAGGUUAUAAUAAUCUUUGAACUGGGAAUUCGCAUAUGAAAAUAAAGCACCGUAACUUUACUUUAGAUUUAAGAUUUAUCAAAAAUGAUUUUUCAAAGUUAACAGAACAAAUUUUUGUUUGUCCUGACAUUGAAUAGAAUUCUUUUUUUUUUCCAAAUUCAAUUCAUUUAAUGUAAUUCAUUAUUUCUUUUCUGUUUUAACUCUUUCUCUCCUAAUUAACAAUACCAUCCGUGAUUUGACCUCAUUAAAUAAAAUUAACUUCUGUUUUAUAAAGAGCAUGCAUUCUCUUAUAAAUCUAUACCAAAAGUAAUGUUUUCUGAUUACAAAAAAAAUGUUAUUGAGGUUUAAUCAUAACAGGGUAGAAUGUAUAAAUGUGGAAAAUGAACAAUUCUGUCAGAACAAGGAAAAAUAAUUAUGGAGAUAAAGAGUUAAGUUUUUUUUUAAAUUAUAUAAUGCUAUAAUUUGAGAUCUCAAGCAAUUAAUUAACGGUAAUUGUUGUGCAUGAUCUUCCAUAUUAUUUAGUGGUAUUUUGGUUGCGGUUGUUGAAAUAUUAAUGCAUUUGUCUUUACAAAAAUAAUGUUUCAAAAAAAUCAGUGCAAUUGUGAAUUUGUAUUUAGUAAUAUCAUUAUCAUUGAUCUAACUUCUUAUAGAGGAAGUUAUAGUUUCUAGAUUGGUAUUUUUUAUAUGCAUAACACUUAUUGGUGCAGAUAAUUAACAUAAGUGUAGUGUAGUCAAUGGAGAUUAACACAUGAGGCAACAGAACAUUUAAAAUGUAAUGCAGACGUUAGCAAACUGCCAUGUUCUUUGUGAUAAUUUUUUUUUUAUUUAAGGAUUGUAUGUAUCCAACAUGGUUGCUUUAAGUAUGUCAAUCACAUUUUAGAAAAGAAAACGUAUCUAAAUUAACAAAUGAAAAAAAUUCAUAUAAAAUAUACUCUUAAUCUAAAUUUAGUAGAAAAAAAAAAAAUUGAAAUGUCUUAUGAAUGUUCAGAAAAUAUUCCCAUUUCUAAAAAGGUCAAGGAAAAGUUAAAGAAAAACUACCCUUUAAGAUGAUUUUAAAAAAUGGAUGCUGACCUCCUUAAAGUUGGCAAUCAGUUAUAGUACUAGUUAUAAUGUAUUUGCUUAAGAAUAUUUCUAUACAGCUUGACUGAAAUACUUAAUACAUUUUUUUGACACGUUCAUUGCAAUGUUAUAAAACUAAUAAGAAGUAAUUAAUAUUAAACUGAACCCAUUUAGAAGCUUCACUAAAUGUAGUAUUGUUAUUGAAGUUACAGUUCGAUACUACAUGUAGUAUUGUUAUUGAAGUUAGUCAGAUACUAAAUGUAGUAUUGUUAUUCAAGUUGCAGUCAGAUACUCAUGACACAUUUGCUCACUACAGUACUGGUAUUGAUAUUUUAUUACUAUUUUUAAACCUCCAUAGUAGAAUGUAGUUUUAUUAGUCAUCUGACAUUGGUGUAUUAAAAACAUUUGCUAUAGAACAAAAAAUCAGAUAUUAUGUUUGACUUAAAAUGGAACUCUCCGCUGUAAGAGAUGGACUAAAUUCUAAAGGACCUAAUGAUCUGAAUACAAGUUUUUUUUGUUGUUGCUUUUUUAACUCUGCAUAAAAUGAGUCAUGUAUUAAAGAUGGCAUUUAAACAUUUUGUUUGUUGAAGAGUCUUCUAUCUACUUCCUCAGAAUUUGUUUUUGUCAAAUUGACUUAUGGACCUAGUCUUACACUUUUUAAAACUUAAUUUGUAUCUUUGUUGAUCUGCUUUUUCUAUAUAUUUUUUUAUGACAUGAGAUUGAAUACUGCUGCUUUUGGGUCAUUAUUACAAUAUUAUCCUUGCUUUGAAUAUGUGUAUGCCAGUAUAUUAAUGUUAAGUAUUAUAUGAACUCUGAAUUUUAAAACUUUAGUUCUUGACUUCAUGUAUAUGUUAUCCUAUAUUUUGAUCUAUUUGACCAAAUGUUCAGGAAAGAUGUAUAGCAAUAAAAUAGUUCAUACUGAA